Messenger RNA from Fusarium venenatum, 942 nucleotides. RefSeq lists its product as uncharacterized. Gene Ontology annotation, molecular function: isomerase activity. Gene Ontology annotation, cellular component: cytoplasm. The record is from RefSeq and is a predicted model, not a curated record. Lineage: Eukaryota; Fungi; Ascomycota; Sordariomycetes; Hypocreales; Nectriaceae. Gene Ontology annotation, biological process: biosynthetic process.
AUGAGUCUUACGUUUACUACUCUCGACGUCUUUACAAAAACUGCCUUUGAGGGCAAUCCAUUAGCUGUGGUAACAAUCCCACCACCGAGCCAGUGCCCCCCUCUCACUCAAGACCAAAAACAACGCAUCGCCCGCGAAUUCAAUCUUUCAGAAACUGUCUUUGUCCACGAUGUUGAGAAUCGAUCCGAGUCAAGCAGGAGAAAAAUUGACAUAUUCACUCCGAAAGCGGAACUGCCUUUUGCUGGCCAUCCAACAAUCGGCACUGCAAUCUUCCUCCGUUCCCAAGGUGUCAAGGCCAUGGUUGUGAAAGCAGGAGAAAUUGACCUUGAAUUCGAUGCCACUGGCUCUGCACGUGCCGCUAUUCCACACAACGUGCGACUUCACACCCAUCGUCUCAUUCAGCCCGAGUAUGAAGCUGGUCCAGAUAACAAGAUCGCUCAAGUCUCUGCAGCUGAGAUUGGCGCGCGACUGUUCAGCAUUGUCAACGGAAUGACUUUCGCGCUAAUCGAAUUACCAUCUCUGGAUAUGUUGGCCGCUGCAAAGAUCGGAGCGAUGUCAUACAUCUCGGGAGACUUGCAAGAUGAAGGGUGGAAACAUGACUUUGACUCAAGAAGAUACUACUUUGUACUUCUCAACAGCGAAAGAUCCUCCGAUGGGAAUGGAAUUCUACAAAAGGUGCGAACAAGACUCGUCAAGCGCACAAUGGAAGAUCCUGCUACGGGAAGUGCUGCGUGUGCAUUGGCUUGCUAUUUGGCACUUCACAGGCUAUCUGAUGACUACAUUCAAUUUAGAAUCACUCAAGGUGUUGAGAUGGGUCGGGAAAGUUUAAUUCUGGUUGAUGUUGUGGUUGAGAAGAACGGUGAUGGAGAGCGUAAGGUCAAAACCGUUCACCUUGGGGGUAAUGCGGUAGAAGUCAUGAGUGGAACCCUGCGAAUCCCCUAA